This is a messenger RNA of Psilocybe cubensis, 2349 nucleotides long. RefSeq lists its product as uncharacterized. The coding region runs from base 1 to 2349 and encodes 782 amino acids. The record is from RefSeq and is a predicted model, not a curated record. Lineage: Eukaryota; Fungi; Basidiomycota; Agaricomycetes; Agaricales; Agrocybaceae. The transcript has 10 exons.
AUGUCGGAAUCAUCGAAUUCACGCAGUCUAACCAUUCAAAUGCAUACUUUAAUUGAUAGCGUGGUGCUUGAUGUCGAAGGCACGAAGACUGGGGCUGAUCUUUUGGAUAUGUAUGCCUCCGAGAUGGGACAGAAAGUUGGCGUAGAAAAAGACGUUAUUCUCAAGACUUGCAUCAGUGUUACACCUUUCUACCCAGCUCGACCUUCGCCGGCACCAGUCACGACUUCAAGUUCUGUCGGAAUGCCAGCUCCAACGAAUGCUUCCCUCAGCACCAUUUUUGCAGGCGAGACGGGACUUUGCAUGGUCAACGUCACUUCCGCUCACCACAUAUUUCGCUUGCUUAAGAACUACGAGCAAAAAGUCGCAACCAAUAAUCAACUGACCGAGGAGAAUACCAUGCUGCAAGAAAAAGUCACUCAGUUGCAACAUCAACUUGCCUUGGCCGAGUUACUUCAGGAAGAAGAUACAAAGCCAAAGAAACCGCAGCGGAAGAAAGGCAAAUCACAGAAGAGUGGCGCAGCCUCCGUUGGUGGCUCGUCGACUCCUUCUGAUCCUUUGGCACUCUUGACUGAAACGGUGGCGAACUUACAGAAGGCGAUGACCGAGGAGCGUGAAGCGAUGACUGAGGAGCACGAAGCCAGGCAGAAAGUCGAGGCGACGUUGGCGAACUUACAGAAGGCGAUGACCGAGGAGCGUGAAGCGAUGACUGAGGAGCGUGAAAAGGUGGCGAACUUACAGAAGGCGAUGACCGAGGAGCGCGAAGCCAGGCAGAAAGUCGAGGCGACGUUGGCGAACUUACAGAAGGCGAUGACCGAGGAGCGUGAAGCGAUGACUGAGGAGCGUGAAAAGGUGGCGAACUUACAGAAGGCGAUGACCGAGGAGCGCGAAGCCAGGCAGAAAGUCGAGGCGACGUUGGCGUCUGAGAGAGACGAGCAUCUUUGGCAGUUAAGCGAUGUUACGGGACGUACGGGCGAACUCGAGCAGUGGGCCGUUACUGCGGACCCUGAAAUACUUGAUCGCAUACGACUCCGUACUCUUGUUGAUGAAGGUCAAGCAAAACUAGCCAGAUUUGCAGGGCUUGUUUCUGAGAAAGAGACUACUUCGUACGCGUCAAUGACAUGGCGGCUGAAAUUGAAAGGUGAAGAUGGGGAACCAGCAGCUGAUGAUGCCCGCUUGCUUACUGCACGCUCACUCCUGACUGGCAGAGGGGGUAUAAUUCCACAGGCAAUCCAGGUACUCGUGGAUAAUAAGGAUGCGAUGCGCCUGCUGACGGAGACGAACUCAUCUAUCCGCAACUGGGGUAACCAUUUUGCUCACCACCUUGCCAGUAAAUCCCUUCUCAGAGAUAUUGUUGGGCGAACCGUCAAGCCUGCCGAGGACAAAAAAGGAACUACACUUUUCGAGCAUUCCUACUACAUAGGAAGCUACAUAGGAGGGAUCAUGUACGGGUUUGAGUUAAGCGUGUACUUCAUGAUUCUGGAAUCGCUGUUCCGCAGAGGGAAUGAGAGUUCCAUGCAUAGCAAACGGUUCCGCGCGGUAUAUAGCACAAUCAUGGUUCUGCUGACAACGAUUGACGUCGCCUGCAAUGCCGUUUGGGGAGAAGAGAUGUGGAUCACAUAUCGGGAAAGACCUGGAGGAGUUGCUCAGUAUAUCAAGACAGAGGUCUCUGUCGGAUACGAGACCCUGGGGUCAGUAUCGGUCGUCGGCUCUGUGUUCAUGGGCGAUGCACUUCUGAUAUAUCGCCUCUUUCUCGUUUAUGGAAGGAGCUUUGUGGUUAUUUUGCUUCCUGCGUUGGCAUACAUGGUCGGAUUUGCAUUAGCGAUCCAGCAACUUGUCCUAGCAGGGAAGCCUAAUGGCGACUUCUUCGGCAAGGAUAGUGUCAGGCUGGCGGUGGCAUACUAUUCCAUUACUAUAUGCCUCAACAUCGUGGUGACUGUCUUCAUCUGUGUUCGCUUAUUCCGCCUGUCUAGGCGUUUCUCAAAAACACUCGGGAAAGAGAACGGGCAAAUCUACGGGGGUGCAGCGGCCAUCCUUAUCGAGUCCGCCGCUCCCUACAGUCUGCUGGGAAUCAUGUAUCUCAUACCCUUUUCCCUGGAAUAUGGAACGGGUAUUCUAUUUGGCCAACUAUGGUCGAAGAUGAGCGGCAUCGCACCCCUUCUGAUCAUAUUACGGGUUGUAAAUGGCAGGGCAUGGAGUGAGGAUGGUACACAAAUCCGGACACCUCUCACCUUUCUCCCGCCCGACGUCACAACCAUCCCAUCACCACUUCAUUCUGUGGCUUUCUUGGGCCAAAACCGAUCCUCUCAAACAAUUCUAGAACACUCGUCAUCUAAGCAUUUCGCACCUUGA